Messenger RNA from Conger conger (European conger), 1439 nucleotides. Its product is annotated as V-type proton ATPase subunit d 1-like. Gene Ontology annotation, cellular component: plasma membrane proton-transporting V-type ATPase complex; lysosomal membrane; proton-transporting V-type ATPase, V0 domain. The record is from RefSeq and is a predicted model, not a curated record. Gene Ontology annotation, molecular function: proton-transporting ATPase activity, rotational mechanism. Gene Ontology annotation, biological process: proton transmembrane transport; vacuolar acidification; vacuolar transport. NCBI's taxonomy places the organism in Eukaryota, Metazoa, Chordata, Actinopteri, Anguilliformes, Congridae. Bases 208 to 1263 code for a protein of 351 amino acids. The transcript has 8 exons.
UGAGAUGGAAAUGGGCACUGAAAAUAGCAAAGGGACGAAGGGGAAAAAACGUUUCAGAGCCAAUGAGGAAGGACAAACAGAGUGAUCAGCUGACCUGAGGUCCGAGGACACAGAGGAAAAGAGGGAAGUGAAAGAGAGUCUACUGGAGAGUGCUCAGACGGUCAGAGCGGAGAAUUCGGGUACCGGAGAAGAGGCAGACAGCGCACGAUGUCAGGCUUUGCUGAGCUGAGCUUCAACGUGGACCACGGCUACCUGGAGGGCCUCGUCCGCGGGUUCAAGGCUGGGAUCCUCAAACAGGCCGACUACCAUAACCUGUCUCAGUGCGAGACUCUGGAGGAUCUGAAACUGCAUCUGCAGAGCACAGACUAUGGGAACUUCCUGUCUACCGAGAGCGAAGACCUGACCGUGUCGCUGAUAGACGACAAAAUAAAGGAGAGGCUGCUCGCGGAGUUCCGCUGUCUGCGCUCCAACUCUCUCCCGCCCCUCUCUUCCUUCCUGGACUACAUCAGCUACGGCUACAUGAUCGACAACGUCAUCCUGCUGGUCACCGGAGCCCUGCGGCAGAGACCCUCGUCCGAAAUCCUGCCCCGCUGCCACCCCCUGGGCGGCUUCGAGCAGAUGGCCGCCGUCAGCAUCGCCCAGUCUCCCGCCGAGCUCUACAGCGCCAUCCUGGUGGACACGCCCCUCGCUGCGUUCUUCCAGGAAUCCCUGUCAGAAAUAAAUCUGGAUGAGAUGAAUGCAGAGAUAAUGAGGAACAAGCUCUACAAGUCUUAUAUCGAGUCAUUUCACAAAUUCUGCAAGGAGCAGGGAGGAGCUACAGAGGAAGUCAUGUGUCCCAUUCUGGAGUUUGAGGCGGAUCGUCGAGCCUUCAUCAUCACAGUGAACUCUUUUGGGACGGACCUCAGUCGGGGCGAGAGGCAGGAGCUGUUCCCCACCUGUGGGAGGCUGUACCCAGAGGGCCUGCGAAUGCUGGCCCUGGCUGAGGACCAAGACCAGGUCAAAGCUGUGGCUGACUGCUACGCUGAAUAUAAACUGAUAUUUGAAGGAUCAGAGCCAGGCUCCUGCAGCAGGACUCUGGAGGACCGGUUCUUUGAACAUGAAGUUAAGCUGAACACACUGGCAUUUGUUGGCCAGUUCCAAUUUGCUGUGUUCUACGCUUACAUCAAGCUGAAAGAGCAGGAGACCAGGAAUAUCGUGUGGAUUGCAGAAUGUAUUGCUCAGAGGCAAAAAUCAAAGAUAGACAACUACAUCCCAAUUUUCUAAAACAAUAAAUAUGUUUGGAAAUAUACUGACUGCACCAGGAAUUUUUAACAUUUAUUUAGUUUUCUUCUUCUCGCUUCUUCUCACCGCAUGAAUAGAUUCACCUUCAGUAAUCUCAGACACUCAAAUGAAUCACUCAGAAAAUGUUACAUUUGUAAAAUAAAGUUUCUUUUAACCAA